Messenger RNA from Ahaetulla prasina, 662 nucleotides. RefSeq names its product general transcription factor II-I repeat domain-containing protein 2-like. Bases 16 to 603 code for a protein of 195 amino acids. The record is from RefSeq and is a predicted model, not a curated record. The transcript is spliced from 2 exons. Lineage: Eukaryota; Metazoa; Chordata; Lepidosauria; Squamata; Colubridae.
UUAACUCAAAGGCGCAUGGAACGCUGUUACCUUCCCACCAAAGGUUUUCAGGCCUCUGAUAUAGUCUAUUUACCACGAGUCACCAGAAAUGGCAGCACCAAGAAACGCAAGAUAGCAAGUGAGUGUAGAAGAUUUCAAACACGGUGGGAAAAUGAAUAUUUCUUUAAAGAAAUCAACGGAAAGUGUGUCUGUUUGAUUUGCAAUGAAGAUGUUGCCGUGAUGAAAGAGUAUAAUGUCCAUCGGCACUAUGAGACCAAGCAUCAGAGCUACGCAUCGUACACAGGUGCCAAACGAGCACAGAAAUUCAAGCAAAUGGCAGCUAGCCUGCAAGCUCAACAACAGUUUUUAUUUCGUGCUAACAAAAUACAGGAAAACGCCACAGCAGCAAGCUAUGAAGUCGCAAAACUUAUUGCCCAGCAUGGCAAACCGUUCUCAGACGGUGAUUUCAUAAAGCAGUGCCUCAUCAAAGUCACAGAAGUAAUGUGCCCGGAAAAAGUGCAGGAUUUCAACAACGUGACCUUAUCCAGAAAUACAGUGGUGCGGAGAAUCGAGGACUUGUCAGCUAACCUGAAACUUCAGCUGAGAAAAAGCUUGUGCUUUUGAUUUUUACUCGAUAGCAUGCGAUGAGAGCACAGACGCCACAGACACCGCACAGCUUUUAA